Messenger RNA from Corylus avellana, 2273 nucleotides. The record is from RefSeq and is a predicted model, not a curated record. Lineage: Eukaryota; Viridiplantae; Streptophyta; Magnoliopsida; Fagales; Betulaceae.
CUUCCUUCUGUUGAAGCAAAGCCUUUACUAAUACUAACCUUUGAGACUUGAGUUGCCAAAUUUGAGUGGGUUUCUCUUCUGUCAAAAUCCUUCAAUGAGAAUUCCACUCUUUUCAUGCCUUUUCUUGAUCUUCAUAUUCUGCAUCUCUAUGUCGUCUGGACGGGGGAAUGCUGACAUAUGCUUCUCCGAACAAGAUCUCAUACUCUCCUCCCUAUGUCUUAGCGAUGAGCAAUCCUUGUUGCUCCAGUGGAAGAACAGCCUCGUAUUUGACAAUGCUUCAUCCACAAAACUGGUGUACUGGAAUCAAAGUGUCGAUUACUGUUCAUGGAAAGGCGUAAUUUGCUACGAGAGAUGUGUUCGCAUCCUCGACCUGACCAAUGAAUCCAUCUCGGAUGGGCUCGACAAUUCAAGCAGCCUCUCAGGUCUUCUGUCUCUCCAACACCUGGGUUUGGCUUAUAACAAGUUGAAAACAUUUCCUCACUUCUUGAGAGAUCGAUCCACAUUUUCAGCACUAGACCUUUCAAACAACGAGAUUCAUGGGGAGAUUCCAAAUUGGAUUUGGAAUCUUACUUAUCUUCUCUCGAUGAAUCUUUCUUAUAACUAUCUGACGACUCUAGAUUUGUCUUUACUCGGCAUGUCUAAUUUGAAAGUCUUAGACCUUCGCUCCAACCAGCUUCAAGGGCAACUCUUAGUUUUCCCAGAACCUGCUAUAUACUUGGAUUUUUCAAGGAAUAAUUUCAGCUCUUUCAUACCACCUAGCAUUGGUAAUUCCCUUGCUUCCACUUCUUUCCUCUCUCUUUCAAGCAAUAAAUUUUAUGGGAGCAUCCCCGAAUCAAUAUGUAAUAUUACAAAUCUUCGUCUUCUAGAUUUGUCUAAUAAUUCAUUGAGUGGUACGAUUCCCCAAUGCUUAUUUAAGAUGAGUGAGUCUCAUCAAGACGUGAGGAAUGGAGGUUGGAAUCGAGGUUUAGGGGUGCUGAAUCUAAGGAAAAACAACCUCACCGGUGCAAUUUCUAAUUCGUUUCCAAGAAAUUGUAGCUUACAGACUUUAAAUCUCAAUGAUAACCAACUGGAAGGAAAGCUGCCAAAAUCUCUAGCUAGAUGCACAUCUUUGGAAGUUUUAGACCUCGGGAACAACCACAUCCAGGAUGUCUUCCCAUGUUACUUGAAGAACUUAUCCAUGUUGCACGUUCUUGUUCUAAGAUCUAACAAAUUUUAUGGGCUCAUUGAUUGUUCAAGGCCUAAUGCUUCGUGGUCAAUGCUUCAAAUUGUGGACCUAGCUGCAAACAAUUUUACCGAUAAGCUUCCAAUAAAAUACCUUUCUGAUUGGAAGGCAAUAACAGAUGAAAGAAAUGAGGCCCAAUAUCAGCUCAGUCCCCUCCGAUUUGAGGAUAAUUCCUCAUCUUGGGCCUUUUCUUUUAUUUAUCCUUUUAGUCUAGGGAUACCUUGUGGUUAUCAAGAAGUGGUGAAUAUUUAUUAUCAAAAUGGGUUAACAAUUACCAUCAAAGGUGUCCAAGUAGAGCUGGUGAAGAUCCUAACUAUAUUCAACUCCCUUGACUUCUCAUGCAACAAUUUUGACGGGCCUAUACCUAGAGAAUUAGGAGAACUCAAAUCACUACGUGGUCUCAACUUGUCUCAUAAUGCUUUCACUGGCAAAAUCUCACAAUCUCUAGGAAAAUUGACUUAUCUUGAAUCAUUGGACUUGUCAAGCAACAUGUUUACCGGUGAGAUUUCAGUCAAACUUGCAGAAGGUCUUAUUUUCCUAUCAUUUCUUAACCUUUCAUUCAAUCAAUUGGAGGGAAAGAUUCCAUUGAUCAAGCAAUUUACAACAUUCUCGGAAAGUUCCUACAAAGGAAACAUAGGAUUAUGUGGCUUUCCUUUGAAAGAAAAAUGCACACAUGAAGAGCCGGGAUCGUCACCUCCAAUAUCUAAAGAAGCACGUUUGGAGAAUAGAAUUGACUGGAACUUCUUAAGUACUGAAUUGGGAUUUAUUUUUGGCUUUGGGAUUAUUAUUGGACCUCUUAUGUUUUGGAAGAAGUGGAGGAUAUGCUACUUCAAACUUGCUGAUGACAUUUUUUUUAAGAUGUUUCCUCAGCUUUAUAUUAGAAUAGAAAAUCGUGGAAGACGAGCACACAGAAAUCAGAAAUAAAGGCAUUAAUGAUAGUUACGGGGGAGCAAUGCAGUCAGGUUUUUUGACUAUUAGGUAAUACGCCUUUUGCGCAUAUUUUAGUCAUUUGGGCCUUCUUCGGGUCUCUAUCGGGGACUAUUUUAAGUGA